Molecule: messenger RNA, 2574 nt
Organism: Globicephala melas (long-finned pilot whale)
Lineage: Eukaryota; Metazoa; Chordata; Mammalia; Artiodactyla; Delphinidae
Gene: CAMK1G
Product: calcium/calmodulin dependent protein kinase IG
Biological process (GO): peptidyl-serine phosphorylation
Cellular component (GO): intracellular anatomical structure
Molecular function (GO): calcium/calmodulin-dependent protein kinase activity; ATP binding; calmodulin binding
Source: RefSeq, a predicted model, not a curated record
GGAGAGAUGCAAGCCGCCCUAGCUACUUUUCCUCCCCUUUAAGGCUGCCUGGUUACAGUCCUAGGAAAGAAAACCCCUGCAUUCCUCCCCUUUAAUUCGGUUUAUUGUUGAAGCGCUGGAGCAAGCUAAUCCUCACAGACCUGUAGGAGCUGGAGUGGGAGGGCCACGGGCACCGUUCUCUCGGAUUCCCUGGCAUCCGCAGAAGCUUCAACUCUGGAGGCAAUGGGUCGGAAGGAAGAAGAUGACUGCAGUUCCUGGAAGAAACAGACCACCAACAUCCGGAAAACGUUCAUCUUCAUGGAAGUGCUGGGAUCAGGAGCUUUUUCAGAAGUUUUCCUGGUGAAGCAAAGGGUAACUGGGAAGCUCUUUGCCCUGAAGUGCAUCAAAAAGUCGCCUGCCUUCCGGGACAGCAGCCUGGAGAAUGAGAUCGCUGUGUUGAAAAAGAUCAAGCAUGAAAACAUCGUGACCUUGGAGGACAUCUAUGAGAGCACCACUCACUACUACCUGGUCAUGCAGCUUGUUUCUGGUGGGGAGCUCUUUGACCGGAUUCUGGAACGGGGUGUCUACACAGAGAAGGAUGCCAGCCUGGUGAUCCAGCAGGUGUUGUCAGCAGUGAAAUACCUCCACGAGAAUGGCAUCGUCCACAGAGACUUAAAGCCUGAAAACCUGCUGUACCUCACCCCUGAGGAGAAUUCUAAGAUCAUGAUCACAGACUUUGGCCUCUCCAAGAUGGAGCAGAAUGGUGUCAUGUCCACUGCCUGUGGGACCCCAGGCUACGUGGCUCCGGAAGUGUUGGCUCAGAAACCCUACAGCAAGGCUGUGGAUUGCUGGUCCAUUGGAGUCAUCACUUACAUAUUGCUGUGUGGGUAUCCCCCCUUCUAUGAAGACACUGAGUCUAAGCUUUUUGAGAAAAUCAAGGAGGGCUACUAUGAGUUUGAGUCUCCGUUCUGGGAUGACAUUUCUGAGUCAGCCAAGGAUUUUAUUUGCCACUUGCUGGAGAAGGACCCAAAUGAGCGGUACACCUGUGAGAAGGCCUUGAGGCACCCCUGGAUUAACGGAAACACAGCUCUCCACCGGGACAUCUACCCGUCAGUCAGCCUCCAGAUCCAGAAGAACUUUGCCAAGAGCAAGUGGAGGCAAGCCUUCAACGCGGCAGCCGUGGUGCACCACAUGAGGAAGCUGCACAUGAACCUGCACAGCCCAGGUGUCCGCCCGGAGGUGGAGCACGGGCCACCCGUCACUCAAGCGUCUGAAGCCUCAAGACCCAGCUCCCCUGAGUUCACCGUCACCGAGGCACCAGCCCUGGACCAGAGUGUGACCCUCCCUGCCCUGACCCGGCUGCCCUGCCAACAUGGCCCCCAGCCCACCGCCCCUGGGGGCAAGUCCCUCAACUGCCUGAUCCACGGCUCCCUCCGCAUCAGCAGCAGCCUUGUGCCCAUGCAGCAGGGACCCCUGGCCGUCGGGCCCUGCGGUUGCUGCUCCAGCUGCCUGAGCGUCGGGACCAAAGGGAAGUCCUCCUACUGCUCUGAGCCCACGCUCCUCAAAAAGGCCAACAGAAGACAGAACUUCAAAUCGGAGGUCAUGGUGCCAGUUAAAGCCAGCGGCAGCUCCCACUGCCGGGUGGGGCAGACUGGAGUCUGUCUCAUUAUGUGAUCCCAGGGGCCUGUGUCUAUGUCACUACAAUUUUCAGGAGAGAUAGCUAUUCACCUCUUCUCUGCCUUUCCAAACCUGGAGUCUACGCUGCAGUGGGAAGAAGGGAGAGCAAGCCGAGCAAGGCCUGAUCAGAAGCAGCAGACAGCUGCCACCUGGGACAGACCCUCACAGAAGGCCCAGGAGUGAGUCCCAAGCGUGGAGGCCUCACCGAAGCUGUGGGCGGGCGGAGCGGCACCCGAGGCUUCCAGGUCUCCCUGUCCUGCCUGCUCCGUGCCCCCAACCCUACGUGCCGUGGCUCUGCAGAGUGUCCGUAGAUAGCGCUCACCCAGGUCUGUGUCGUUUGUCCUGAAAAGCUUAAUGGGCUGGCCAAGCUGUGUCACCAUCUCCGAGCAAAGCCAUACGGAGCAUCGACCCAGACUCCCCACUCAGCACACCCUGGAUCUUGCCUCUCCAGCCUCCGUCCUCGUAGCCAGAAUGGGCUCGUUAAUGGAGUGGCCUGCGCAUCUGCAUGAAUGACAGGCAGCUUCGUGGUCUGCUUGUGAGCUCUCCAAGUUCAAAUCCUAACUCCAGGAUUAGCUCCAAACCUGGCCAGCCUACGCCCAGCACUCUUCUGAUCCACCUCUCCCUGCCCCCAUCCAAAAGCAGGACCACACCCUCCAAGAUGAAAAAGAAAGAAACCCAAGGCAAGGUACCGUCAGGAAUUAUUAUCCUGGCAGGAUGCCCUCUACACACACACUCAAUUAAGUGAAAAUUGGAAGCUGACUGUUCUUUCAGCGAGUAAUUCAAAUCCUGGCUCUGCUCCCCUCUCUCUCCCUGAAAAUCAGACACAUUGUUCUUGUCCCUUCCCAGUUUUCUGGUCUCCCGCUCCCUCCAGCUUCAGGCUCUGUGUUGUGCUGAAUAAAAUGAACAUAUUUUUUUCUA